This is a messenger RNA of Hibiscus syriacus, 859 nucleotides long. Its product is annotated as axial regulator YABBY 5-like. NCBI's taxonomy places the organism in Eukaryota, Viridiplantae, Streptophyta, Magnoliopsida, Malvales, Malvaceae. Gene Ontology annotation, biological process: abaxial cell fate specification; cell fate commitment; multicellular organism development. The transcript is spliced from 7 exons. Gene Ontology annotation, cellular component: nucleus. The coding region runs from base 217 to 759 and encodes 180 amino acids. The record is from RefSeq and is a predicted model, not a curated record.
AGCCACGCACUACAAAUCCCACGUUUCCUUCUGUCUGCUUUCACCUUCUUUACAGUGAUUGUUUCUUGAUUUCUCUUUUUAUUUUAUCUCAUUUUCGACUUUCGUUCUUCAUUAUUGUUGUGCUUUGCUGUUUGUCAUAAAUACGUUCUUCGGGUAUUUCUUUCUGGUGUUGUUCUCUUCGUUUGGUAUCAGAGAAAAGAAAAAAGAAACUCAAAGAUGUCAAGCUCCAACCCUAUUUCUGCACCAGAACAACUCUGUUACAUCCCUUGCAACCUUUGCAACAUGAUUCUCGCGGUGAAUGUUCCAUGCAGCAGCUUGUUUGAAACCGUGACAGUUCGAUGCGGGCAGUGCACCAAUCUGUAUUCGAUAAACAUGGCAACUUCUUUUCAAUCCAGAGCUGGAAAAGAUAUUCAGGUGCCUAACUAUACAUCGUCAGAGUAUAGAAUCCAGUUAAGCUCUUCUUCCAGAGGCAAGAACAAGCUGCCAAAGCGACCAACAAGAACCACUCAACAAAGGGUUGGGAAUCGACCUCCUGAGAAGAGGCAUAGAGCACCUUCAUUGUACAAUCAGUUCAUCAAAGAGGAGAUUCAAAGGAUCAAGAUGAACAAUCCUGAUAUCAGCCACAGGGAGGCAUUUAGCACUGCUGCUAAGAACUGGGCACGCUUCCCUCACAUUGAUUUUGGACUCAUGUUGGAGGCUGAUAACCAACCCAAGCUGAAUGAUGCUUCGACCGAGCAUUUCCAACAGCUGCUUAAGUGAAAAUGGGUAUUUCGCUUUCGAAGAUGAUUGUAGUGAUAAAUGUGUUUCUCUGUGUGUUGGUUGGAAGUGAAAGGCUUUUAUUAUAUAUGAAGGCCGAACG